CACCUGUUGCACAGCACUACAACCAUUGGCUUCUCUCAACUUCCUUUGACUGUUUCACAGAAUAAUUUUGCCUUGGGCAAAAAUUCAGUGAAAACUCUAACUGAAGGCCCAUUCUCUCUGACCUCCGGAGUCCCGCUCAUCUCCGCCAUGGCUUUCAACUUUCAAGUGUUUUCAAGAAUAUAUUUCUACAACCCAGAAGGGGUUUCAUUUAAACAGGAAAUCUGUUUCUCUGAGGGCAGCUUCUUCUGAAGGAUUUUGCAUUCAGGUGAUUCAGUCUUCACAGCCUGCUGUCAGCGGUGGCGCAUUAUCAGGUGCUUUUAAACUAUCCACACAGCCCAAGGGUGGCUAUUAUGAUGAUGCAAUAAAACAUGAAAAGAAGAGAGGUGGUUAAAAAGAACUUAAGACUGUGAUACAGCUCUGAAAUUUCUCAUUAAAAGAACAGCACCCUGAUACCCAAUCAAACACACAUACACAUGAGUUGUCCUUUCUUAGCAGAAAUGUGACAUAAGAACAUAAGAACAGCCCUGCUGGAUCAGACCCAAGGCCCAUCUGGUUCAGCAUCCUGUUUCACAGAGUGGCCCACCAGAUGCCACUGGAAGCCUACAAGCUUCUUGUCUUUUCUUGUCUCAUCAUUUCUGGAGAAUAUUCAGAUCAGAAAUGUGGAAGAAGGGAGCUCCAAAGCUAGUGAGCAACUAUUAACAACACAACAUCAAGAGGUUACUCAGACUUUGUGGACUGCAGUGGACCUAACUUCGGAGAGAGAUAGUGUCCAGAGCGUUCCUGAGUCUGGAGGAAGAGAUGCGCGUCCUUCAGAUCAGCAUGGCCCUGGUGAGUCCUUGCACCACACCUGGCCCUGGGGGUUGUCCCCCUGGGCGCAGCCGUUUAACAUGUAUGGAUGGCAUCCGGCCCCAGUUGCCCCCCCACCCCCUUAUGGGGCCUGCACACAGGUGUGGCAGGGGACUGCACCUGCUCUUGGUAUUACACUCCCCGCGGCCACGGGUACCACAUUGGAUUCUUCAGGGUCACAGGUUCUUUACCCGCCAUGCGACACCUCCCUGCCUCUGGGUGACCACCUGUUGCCUGCAGUUAAGGAACGCAUUUGACGUGGGGAAUUUGUGGAUAUCUUCCACCUGCUCUUUCGGGAGCCUGAACCUGCCCUGAAAGAAGGGGAACAAAAGAAAGAGGAGACGAAACCUAAAUGCAAGCCAGUGGAGCAUAACUGGGCCAACUGGUUGUCGGGCUACACAGUCUAUAUGGGAGUCAUGCUACAGGUACACACCUCUAAAGGACCUGCCCUUGUAAAGUACAAUAUCAUUCAUAGGGGUUACAUGGACUUCAUGGGCAAUGCCUGGGAGCGUUAUGAUCGCUCUUUUCAACUACGGGCCUCUCUCAACCCGGCUCUUCCCUGGGAUAGGCAGCACCAGGAACUCUGGCUCCUCAUUAUGACUCCUUCGAGGCCCAUUACGGAAGAACGAGCUGACAGCGGUCAUUUGAUAUCUAGAACUCCAGCAGCGCAGUCCUCAGGGCCUGCCGCUGCGCAGGGUGUUCAAGGUACCCUGCCAUGCUGGGCAUUCAAUACUAGCGGUAGCUGCAACAGGACCCCUUGCCGAUUCAAGCAUGAGUGCGGAUUCUGCGGGGGGAAACAUGCCAGCAUUCACUGUCAGCGAGUUAAGGGCUCCCGGGGGGGUACAAGGGACCCGCCGACUGGGAGCAGGAAGGGUGGAGGCACCCUGCAGGGUGCCGCUGCUGGAAAAGGGCCCUAGCCAAGUUAGGCUUCCAGUUUUAGAACGCCUGCUGCGUGACUACCCACUUAGAACACAAGCGCAGUAUCUGAGACAGGGUUUUACUUUUGGCUUUCGCAUUCCUUACGUUGGUUUAAGAGUUCAUGUUAUGUCCCCUAACCUUAAGUCCGUGGAGGGGAUGGAAGCAGUGGUGCUUCGCAAAAUUAACAAGGAAAUAGCCUUGGGGCGGGUUCUUGGUCCAUUCCGGGAGCUGCCCAUGCCAGACUUGCGUAUCUCGCCACUUGGGGUAGUGCCCAAGAAGGCGCCAGGCGAAUACCGCCUUAUUCACCACCUCUCCUUCCCCCACGGUUCCUCAGUUAAUGACGGAAUCCCCGACAGCCUGUGCUCUGUUAGGUACACCUCCUUCGACCAGGCAGUCAAAGUUGUCUGUUCAUGUGGGCAGGGUGCUCUGCUGGCAAAAUGCGACAUCGAAUCCGCGUUCCACCUCCUCCCUGUUCACCCGGCGGACUUUAAUCUCUUAGGCUUCGCCUUUCAGGGGCAUUUCUACAUUGACAGGGCACUUCCCAUGGGCUGCUCAGUUUCUUGUGCAGCCUUUGAAGCGUUUAGCUCCAUGCUUGAGUGGGCCCUCUGGCGGGAGGCGGGGCUUGUGUCCACGGCUCAUUACUUAGAUGAUUUUCUCCUGGUGGGCCGGCCCAGAACCAACCAAUGUAGGCACCUUUUAGAGGUUUUUCAAAAUCUGUGCGCGGACUUGGGUGUCCCGUUGGCACAGGAGAAGACCUAGGGACCCUCCUCAGUGUUGACCUUCUUGGGCAUCGAACUGGACACUGUGGCGUGUUGUUCCAGGCUCCCUCAGAUGAAGCUGGCCACCUUGUGGUCCUUGUUGGCCUCCUGUAUGCGGGCGCGCAAGGUCACCCUUAAACAGCUUCAACAGCUCAUCAGGCAUCUAAAUUUUGCUUGCCAGGUUGUUGUGCCUGUUCACUCUGACGACGACGCUGGCUUAGGCUUUGGCGUCUAUUUCCGCGGCCGCUGGUGCGCUGAACGGUGGCCGGAUGCCUGGGUCGCUAAUGGGAUCACCAGGGACUUGACGUUCCUGGAAUUUUCCCCCAUAGUGGUGUCUGUGCAUCUUUGGGCGGACCUUUUCAGAGACAAGAUGGUCCAUUUUUGGUGUGACAACUAGGCCACCAUGCAAGUGAUCAAUAGACAGACUUCCAAAUCCUCCAGGGUGAUGUCCCUGGUCAGAGCGUUCAUCUUAGCCUGCUUGUCUAACAAUAUUCUUUUUCUGGCUUGCCAUGUGCCUGGGGUGCAGAACGGCCUGGCGGACGCGCUGUCUCGUUUUCAGGUUCAGCGCUUUCGCCAGUUGGCGCCAGAAGCGGAGCGCCUGCCCGACCAGAUGCCGACGUGGCUGUGGAGCCUUGGCACCUAGAAGCGCAGAGGGCGGUUUGGGCCUUUUUGGCCCCCAGCACACGGGCAGCUUACACUAGGCAGUGCAGGGCCUUCCAGGAUUUUAGGACCCAGGUAGGAUUGUGCCAGGUCUGGCCUCCCCCCGCGGAACAGUUAAUGCAAUUUUUAGUUCAUCUCAAGGGUAAGAGCUUGUCCACUGGGGCUAUGGCGGGUUAUUUGGCAGCCCUAGCUUUUCAGUCAAAAUCCCAAGGGAUGGCUGAUACCACCAGGGAUUUCAGGAUGAGGAGGAUGCUGGAGGGUUGGACUAGGGAACACCCGGUCGCGGUUGAUAGCCGCAGGCCCCUUCUUCCCACCGACAUACGGGGCAUGGUUGAGCAUUUCUCGUGAAUUUGCCAGUCAUCUUAUGAGGCCUCCCUCUUUCAGGCGGCCACGUUAGUUUUGUUCUUUGGGGCCUUUCGGGCAGGUGAAUUGCUCCCCAGGGGUCAGCACAGCCCUGCUUUCAAAGUGUUUCAGUUUGGGGACGUUAGUAUGGGGCGGGAUGUGGCGCAGCUGCGCCUUCGGUUUUCUAAGACCGACCAACGCGGCAGGGGACAGUUAGUGUCAUUACAUAUGGCUGACGACUCUCUCCUUUGCCCGGUACGGGCUCUGGGCAGCUACAUGGCCCUACGGGGGUCUGCUCCCAGAUGCCUCUUUGUACAUGAGGAUGGGCUCCCCCUUUCCCAGUAUCAGUUCUGGACGGUGGCGCGGCGAGCGCUUGGAGCAGCUGGGGUUGACACUGCGCAGCUGUCUCUCCACUCUUUUCGCAUUAGUGCUGCUUCCACAGCCUCCCGGCUGGGUCUUUCAGGCGAGACCAUCCAGCGCAUCGGGCGUUGGUGGUCUGCCACCUACAAGAGGUAUGUGCGCUAGUGUUGUUACGGCGCUGACGGUUCUUUCUCUUUGCAGGCCCUG
Molecule: messenger RNA, 4091 nt
Organism: Hemicordylus capensis (graceful crag lizard)
Lineage: Eukaryota; Metazoa; Chordata; Lepidosauria; Squamata; Cordylidae
Exons: 3
Coding region: 1618-2523 (301 amino acids)
Source: RefSeq, a predicted model, not a curated record